Molecule: messenger RNA, 3144 nt
Organism: Thunnus maccoyii (southern bluefin tuna)
Lineage: Eukaryota; Metazoa; Chordata; Actinopteri; Scombriformes; Scombridae
Gene: unc119a2
Product: unc-119 homolog b (C. elegans)
Exons: 5
Coding region: 364-1134 (256 amino acids)
Biological process (GO): positive regulation of protein tyrosine kinase activity; negative regulation of clathrin-dependent endocytosis; lipoprotein transport
Cellular component (GO): spindle midzone; centrosome; intercellular bridge
Molecular function (GO): lipid binding
Source: RefSeq, a predicted model, not a curated record
CCCCUCCCCUUAACAGCGACGGCCAUCUGCCGCCUCUUUUUCAAUUUCAAAGCCAGCAGAUUAUUUCUCACAGACUCCCAGCUUCACUUAACACAACCGAAAUAUCGUCUCAGAGGGCAGCUGCGCAGUACGGAGUCCCGCUCUCUGCAUAUUGCGCUCAGCCAACGAGAGUCGGGGCCGUUUGCAUGCAGCCCGUCUGCGGAGACAGACUGCAGGCUCAUAAAGACGAAGCGGAUUUGAAUUAAGCACCGGAUAACAGACAGCAACUGUGCAUCCUUCGGAGAGGGAGGGAGGGAGAGGGAGGCAACUGUUUUGUAUCUUGGAAGCCCAGGGUUAGGAGAGGGGGAGGAGGAGGAGCGGAGAAUGAGCUAUUCUUGUACCAGCAGAGGCAACAGCCAGGACCCAUCAAGCGCUAAGAAGCCUGCCGGUAAUAAUCCAGGCAGAGAUACCGGAGGCACAGACAGCAGCACGGACCGCAGCAGUAACGGCAGCCCGAAGCAAACGGCGGCGAUGAAAGUGAAGAAAGGCUGCAACUCGACCGACGUGGGGGUCCCGGUGACCACGGAGGAGGACCUGCUCGGCAGCACCGUGAUCACUCCGGAGGAUGUUCUGGGCUUGCAGAAGAUCACAGAGAAUUAUCUGUGCAGCCCGGACGAGAAUGUGUACAACAUCGACUUCACCAGGUUCAAGAUCAGAGACAUGGAGACGGGCACAGUGCUGUUUGAGAUCACCAAGCCUCCAUCCACAGACAAAGCUGGGGAGAAGAGGGAUAUUGACCCGAACGCAGGCCGCUUUGUCCGCUACCAGUUCACCCCCGCUUUUCUCCGACUGCGGCAAGUUGGAGCCACCGUUGAGUUCACAGUCGGAGACAUGCCGAUUGAAAACUUCAGGAUGAUCGAGAGACAUUAUUUCAGAGAGAAGUUGCUCAAGAGCUUUGACUUUGAGUUCGGCUUCUGCAUGCCCAGCAGCAAAAACACCUGCGAGCACAUCUACGAAUUCCCACCUCUGUCUGAGGACAUUAUCAGAGAGAUGAUCCUGCACCCGUACGAGACGCAGUCCGACAGCUUCUACUUUGUGGACAAUAAGCUGGUGAUGCACAACAAGGCGGAUUACUCCUACAACGGUGGAACGUAGAGACAACAGACCGCCAGGAGAGACAGGUGGAUGUAUGGACUGGCCUGAGGGACGAUCAGAGUACACUGGUGUGUGGUGUUAACAUCCUGUCAAUCCAGUAGUCUCUCUCUCUCUCUCUCUCUCUCUAUCUCUUUCUCUCUUUCUUUUUCUCUCUGUCUCCUACGCUGAUCAGCAAUGGUCCUGCUCGUCACGAGAACCAUCCAGAAAACGCCCGUACAGAUGUGUCAGUUACCGUCUGUGUGUGUGUGUGUAAGCAUGUAGAGGUUUGUGUGUACAUGUCAAAGCCUAAAAAAAACAACACACACAAACACACACAGGUUGCAGCCUGCUACAGAGCUGCUGUAACACAGUGUGUAACAUGAUAAACCAGCAAGUAAAGAAACUUUUAGGAUGGUUCGUGCUCUUUAGCCACGUCGUAGAAUAAGAAAGAAAAACUCUUUUUCUCAUUCCUGUACAUGUUAGGCUUUAGGAGCAAAUCUAGCGUCUAUAAAAGUGUGUUUUUAGGAGUUAAAUAACAGUUUUGGGAAACAAUUUCACAGAUAAUGUGAGUGUAUGUGUGUCUGUGUGUAUGUGUGUGUGUGCUUUUUGGAGUGUGUGUGUGUGUGUUUUUGUGCUUUGUAUGUUUGUCUGUGUGUCGACCAGUAUGUCAGUUUGAAGCAUGAUUACUGGUCUGGUAAAAAAUAUAUUACUUUGAACUUCAGUAAUGCUCAAAUAGAUUUCCAAAACCUAAAAUGUUAGCACAUUUUCUACACAGUUAGGCAGUAGUUAGUGGUUUUGAAUUUAAACUUCCUGUUUCCCUUUGUUCCUCAUUUAUUUCUCAAGUCAUGUGACCUGUAUUAGCUGUAGGACGUACAGUAUGUGUUAAUUGUCUUUGCUCAAAGCACAACAUCUCUACAGAGCUAACAACGAGGAAACUUGUAAAGGUGAGCUGGUCAGAUGUGACCAUAAACGUACUUUGUCAUCUGUGUACCAACUCGCUUUUCCAGCCUCGUGUGGCUUUGUUUAGGUUAUAAAGAAGUUGUUAAAAACUUUUAAGUUGCACUGUGUGUGUCCAAGUUAAAGUUCCGUCGUUUGGAAACUCUUCAUAAGAGAAGAAAAAGGAAAAAAAACUUGGAUUUGUAAAUGUUGAUAUUUUUCAGUCAGGAACGUGAUGCAAAAAAGGAAGUUCAAGGGAGAUUUGGGAGAAUGUAGCAGAAGUCGUUUUUAAGAACAAAUCACCCUGAAAUCUUAUAUUUUCUCUUUCUUUUAUGUUGUUUUCUCCGAUUUCUGCCUCUCAUACAUUUCUAUCUCUUACACAUUCCUGUGAGCGGCAGCGUGUAGAUCUGUUGUUGUUUGAGGGCAUUUAUUACACAGAUCACACAUCGGAUCAAUACCUGAACUGUCUCUGGAUGCCUCUAAACUGUAAUAUGCAAACAUCAGCUUCCUCUCUGUUUGUGCUGAGAGGCAUCCUGGCUCAAAUAGUAUCCAAAUUGCUUUCUAUUUUUCAGCAUACCAGCUCAUACAGUCUGUUUUUAAGCACUUAAAAGUGUUUAAUCACUUAAGUGAUUCUAUUUAAAUUGCAGUAAACUCCGUCCAUCUAUUACUGCAAGUGUGUUUAAACAGACGCUGACAUUUAUUUGCAGAUAAUUAUUUGAAUUCAGAUCAGCACAAGAAAAUGGUGGAAAUCAUAUUAGAUUCAGAUUUAUAUUUAUAUUCUCCUCAUUUCCUCAACAUGAUCAAAUCUGGAUGAUUGUUUUUUUUCCCUGGUUUAUUGAUCCUGCACUAGUGACUGAUUAUGACUUACAGAGAAAAGAGGGUGAAAUGAACACGAUGAGACUCUGGACUCUGUUUGUUAAUCAGAAGAUAAAACAGAUUGACUUGAAUGUCGAAAAAUAUAAAACUGAAAUGUAGAAACAGAUUUAUUUAUGACUGAUUGUGACUCAUGUAAAAAAAAUUAUUUUAAACUGAUGUAAAGUUUUUGACAAUUCAAAAUGUCGUUGUGACUGAACAAAAGUAAAAUAAAUAAAGAUU